UCCGCAGUACCGCAGCCGGAGAAUUCCUCGGUCGGUGGUUGAUCGAAGCGUUCUGCCAAGCGGAUCGUACAGAUCGAUUCGACCGUUCGACCAACAAUGAGCAACACCGGUGGGGUCAUCAAUUUCGGCGCUGGACCGGCCAAACUUCCUCAAGAGGUUUUAAAACAGGUCCAGGACGAAUUAUUGGCUUAUGGGAACACGAAGGUGAGCAUUCUCGAGUUGAGUCACCGAUCUCCUGAAUUUGCGAAAGUCGUCGAAGAUGCCCAAGCAACCGUGCGAGAUUUGUACAACAUUCCAAGCAACUACAAAGUCCUAUUCAUGCAAGGAGGAGGAACCGGAUGCUUUGCUUCAGUCCCCCUGAAUCUGAUGGCCAAAACUGGCUCAGCUGAUUACAUCGUGACCGGUUCGUGGUCGGCCAAAGCAGCGAAGGAAGCUGCUAAAUAUGGAAAAGUUAAUCUCGUGUUACCGAAACAGAGCAAAUACACUGAUAUACCAGAACCAUCCACUUGGAAUCUCAGCUCUGAUGCAUCCUAUGUUUAUUAUUGUGCCAACGAAACUGUUCAUGGUAUCGAAUUUGACUUCGUACCGGAAACGAACGGUGUUCCUUUGGUGGCUGACAUGUCUUCAAAUAUUCUUACUCGACCAGUUGACAUUUCCAAAUUCGCUGUGAUAUUUGCUGGAGCCCAGAAAAAUAUUGGUCCAGCUGGUGUGACUUUGGUGAUUAUUCGAGAUGAUAUGCUUGGCAACGCGAUGCCAGCCUGUCCAACUGUUCUCGAUUUUACUGUCAUGGCCAAUGACAAUUCUCUUCAUAACACACCACCGUCAUUUCAAAUAUACGUGGUCGGACUCGUUUUCAAAUGGAUCAAAGCCCACGGUGGGGUCGGUGGUAUGGAAAAACUCGCGAUCAAAAAAAGCAAAAAUAUCUAUGGGGUUAUGGACGAGUCCGAUGGAUUCUACACGUGUCCGGUUAGUCCACGUGCCCGGAGUCGCAUGAAUGUACCCUUCCGAAUUGGUGAGAACAAUGAGGAACUCGAAAAGAAAUUCCUUGCUGGGGCUGUAGCUCGUGGAAUGCUUCAGCUCAAAGGUCACAGGUCUGUGGGAGGAAUUCGAGCGUCUUUGUACAACGCCGUUACCGAAGAAGAUGCCGAAGCUCUGGCCUCUUAUAUGCGACAAUUCUACAAAGAAAACGCUAAACUAUAAAAGUUCGUUACCCCUUGAUCAACCAGAUUCCACAUGAAGUGGCCUAAUCUCAUCGAGAGCAAUUGUCUUAUCGGGAUCACGUUUUUCUGUUACAAUUUUUGGUGUCGUUAUAUUUUUUAUAAUAUAUUUUAAUUAAAAAAAUUGUUGAAAAGAUA
Venturia canescens is the source of this 1355-nucleotide messenger RNA. RefSeq names its product probable phosphoserine aminotransferase. Lineage: Eukaryota; Metazoa; Arthropoda; Insecta; Hymenoptera; Ichneumonidae. The coding region runs from base 97 to 1200 and encodes 367 amino acids. Gene Ontology annotation, cellular component: cytoplasm. Gene Ontology annotation, molecular function: O-phospho-L-serine:2-oxoglutarate transaminase activity; pyridoxal phosphate binding. The transcript has 8 exons. Gene Ontology annotation, biological process: L-serine biosynthetic process. The record is from RefSeq and is a predicted model, not a curated record.